This is a messenger RNA of Atta colombica, 2805 nucleotides long. RefSeq lists its product as uncharacterized. Gene Ontology annotation, cellular component: plasma membrane. The transcript is spliced from 6 exons. Gene Ontology annotation, molecular function: guanyl-nucleotide exchange factor activity. The record is from RefSeq and is a predicted model, not a curated record. The coding region runs from base 1 to 2805 and encodes 934 amino acids. NCBI's taxonomy places the organism in Eukaryota, Metazoa, Arthropoda, Insecta, Hymenoptera, Formicidae. Gene Ontology annotation, biological process: Ras protein signal transduction; positive regulation of GTPase activity.
AUGAACGCGUCACGUGGAACAAGAUUGUCCGAUCGGUCGCAGAGUAACAGAAUACAUAAAUUAUUGCUGUCGGAGUACCACGAGUUCUCUGAGACUAUUUUGGUGGAGUCGCCGUUCGCGGAGACCACGAGAAACGGACGAGGGAUUCGUCAGGUCUCUCUGGGUCUUACACCGACUAGGUUGAUCGUUGCUGCCGACAUUCUUCAGACUAAUCCCGGUUUCUUUUGCCCGUCUUAUAUUGACGCUAGUAUUGAGAGCUUCGAACUCGUAUCUGUGUAUCCCUUAGAAUAUGUUACGCUCAGUGUGUUUAGGAGAAGACGUCGCAGGACUCUGAAGGCAAGAUUCAUUGACGGUCGAGUUAAUUAUUACGAGCUCGGUGGUGAGCGACGUAGGGUUCCUUGGAAAAUCUGGUGCGAGCAAAUACGAAGAUUACUGACAUACAAGACAAACGGUAGCUCGUUGUCUGAAACGACAGCAGCGAGCUCGUCGAGCAGUAGCGCCUUAUAUUUGCUAUCAUCUGAAAUAGAAAUCAAGAGUAAUCGCGAUGCGAGAUGCAAAAGAUCGAUAUUCAGAGUAUGGAGUCAUUAUGGAGGUGCCGGCGACUAUGUUGCUCCAACAUGGACCGAGAAGAACUUGUAUCUCGGACCGAGUUACAAUGAGUUGAUGAACGGCAAUUACACACCGGUUCCGGUGAGAUUCGCUGGAGCCAGCUUAGAGGAUCUUAGAUACGAGCUAGAAGAUCGCACAUCGCGUUACAUCGCUUGCGAGAAAUCCUGUCACAGUUGGCCGUGUCAGACAAAGUUUGAUGGUCGGGCAAGAUUUCAACGUGCCGGCGGACUCUGUAAUGUCCUUUUCGCAAGAAGUCGCAAUGUAUGUCAUUGCGAUUACGCCGCAAGUUGCAAAAAACGUCGAAACAUGUUUUUCGAAGACGAUUUCGUAGAGCAUGUGGAAAAUAAGUAUGGCAAACGCCAACAACAAUAUCAGAAUGAACCGAAAGGGACUUUAGCAAAAAUAUCGCGUUUUGGCUUCGGUGUGUCGGAGAAAUGCAAUUCCGAAUUGAUUCUGGGUCCUUAUCGCGGUGAUUCGGGCUACAAGGAUGUCAUUGAUGCUCGUAAGUUGCUCGAGAACGGUGUAACAAUUUGGGAGGACAAUUGUCGAUCCUUAAAGGGUCAGAGACAUCCGCGAAGAUACGGCUUAUCUUCGGCAGCGCAUUUUUUCCAUGCGCUCGGCCCGUGGUCGGUGCAACCUGGCGAGCGAGAAUCCGUACAGACUCUCAGAUCACCGAGUGCGGUCAACAUUCGCAGACAGCCCUCAGAUCCGGAGCUGAGACUUCCAGUUUCGCGCCGCCAGUUGACAGCCAGCAUCUCUUGCACUGCCUUGACCCCUGGCGGAUCCAAUAUUAUUGGUGCCGUCACUAGAGGACGAGUGAUACUCUUCUGGACGCCAGAAUAUUGGUACAGGCCUCAGGCAGCAGUGGCUGCCUACAGAGAGCUAAGGCAUCAUUUAGCGUCUCUUCAGAAUUUUCGACGCGGGAAGGAGAAGCAAUCGAAAGGAAAAUUCUUCUACCGACGAAAAAAUCGGAUAUCAAGCGAGAAUGACAAUACCGAAGUUGCGAUUACAAGAAAAUCCAGCAGUCUCUUGGACCGCGUGCUUUCUAUCAACGGCGCACGCAAACGCAAUGGAAAGACGAACAGAAACGUCAAUGUCGAGGAAGGCACGGCACAAUUGCGGAGAUUGUUAAGGAUGAAUCUUCGUAUUACCAUGUGGGACCUGGAUAGCACUACCUUCGCCACGCAACUCACGUCGAUCGAUCGUGAUCUCUUUGUUCGCAUUCCCACGACCGAGAUUGAGGCGCUGAUCUACCAGAGAUCGUCGCGCAACGCACCGAAUUUGGGUGCGUGGAUCGCCUUCAGCCACCGGAUCGCCUGCCUGACCGUUAGCGAGAUCCUCGCGAUUAAGCAGCUCGACAUGAGGACUAGGAUCAUGACGAGAUUUAUCAAUGCCGCUGACAAGUGUCUUGCGCUCGGCAAUUUUCAGUCUUGCAGAUCCAUCCUGGCUGGUCUACAGGCUCCACCGAUUUAUAGGCUUCGGAGAAGCUGGUCGUAUCUGAGGACGCAUCACGCCAGCAGAUACGCGACAAUGGAGAGGCUGUCCAAGAUUUAUAAAAGCCCACGAUGUUCAAAGUAUCGAAAAGUCUGGACCGUAGCAAAACGUAAUCCACCUUGUAUGCCAUACGUUGGUCAUUUUCUGAUUAAGGUUCUGGGAUUAAAUAGCCUGAAAGAAAUUCAAACGAAUUUUGCACCGUUUUUCACAAAGAAACAAUUAACCGCGCGAAUUCCUGGGACUUCAGAGUCUUUGUCUAUUAAUAAUAACUUCAACGAUCAUCAUUCAAGAGAUGACAAGAAUCUAAUAGAAUCCAAGCAAUCUUUAGCUAGGCGCAUUUUUACAGCGACACUUACUAAGAUGAAAUUCACGACCCACCAGAACGUCACUGAUGAAACUAAGGGCGAUGUCUGGACGUGCGGGCAGCGAUAUCUUGCACGCAGGUUUUUUAAUCGUUGGCGCGUGUUUACUUUGGAGAUGAAAGUACGCUCGCAAAAUAAUAGGAAAUUGAAAAAUGCAGAUUUGAGGAGAAGACGCGUUAUCGACAACGCAGCCUGGCUGACAGACUGCCAGAGAUUCGCGUUGGGCUACAAUUUUCCAUUAAACUCUUUUGCAUGCGAAUAUCUUCUGAAGGCGCGUUACAGAGAGGACCGCGAAAACUUCUUCAUCAGUCUCAUGCUGGAACCGCCGAGGACAACUUGA